Molecule: messenger RNA, 492 nt
Organism: Penicillium samsonianum
Lineage: Eukaryota; Fungi; Ascomycota; Eurotiomycetes; Eurotiales; Aspergillaceae
Exons: 1
Coding region: 1-492 (163 amino acids)
Source: RefSeq, a predicted model, not a curated record
AUGCGAGAUUUUUCCGAACUAGCAAGCGCUUCAGAAAUCAAGUAUAACAAGGGCGAUGAUUUCCAAACAUCUUUGGAUACAAACAGCUCACGAGGUACCGCCACAGCACCGACUGUGCUACUCAACCGUCUUCAGAUGCUUCCUUAUCGCAUGGCCGAGAUGUUCGGGAAACCAGAUAAUGAACGAGAUGCCCCGGCUAUUCUACUCGGCAUUGGAUCCUUGCUCCGAUGCUCCAAUGAUUUACCAGGUGCGUGGCAAAGUAUAAGCGUAUGGUUAAGCAAAACGACGGACCACUUCAAUCAUAUGGUUUCACUUCAAAAUCCAGCCGCACUUAUUGUGCUAGCCCACUGGGCGGCUACUCUGGUUAAACGGACUGAAGUUUAUGAGUGCUGGUUCAUACAUGGCUUUUCAAGGGCAAUUGUUUUACUUAUUUCCGAACAUCUUUCUACGGAUGAUGGAGGUCGAAGUUUGGUUGAAGGCUUGCUAGAGUGA